Molecule: messenger RNA, 708 nt
Organism: Suillus paluster
Lineage: Eukaryota; Fungi; Basidiomycota; Agaricomycetes; Boletales; Suillaceae
Exons: 5
Coding region: 1-708 (235 amino acids)
Source: RefSeq, a predicted model, not a curated record
AUGCAGCGCUGCAGCAGUCGCCCAUGGACUAAAGCCAAGGAGUCGAAAUUUCAAGAAUCCAAUAACGCCCUCCACCCGAACCUCCGAGGCAAUACACUUGAGUAUCGGAUCGCUGUAUCUACGCUCGAUCCACAGUAUACAGUGAGACUUGCCGACUCUGUUUCUACAAACGCAGGCCCAGUACAAUCAGUACAUCACAUUCUUUCCUUCUCCUUUUCAUCCUUGCUCUAUGUCUGGCACGUCGUCUCUGCCACUGGAUGCGAUACCUCUCGCGUUGUGGGAAUCUAUUACAUUGACGCGGAUCGUCUAGUAUACGCCCCGGGAUUUUCCGUGCACCCCCGUUCUGAUUCAGGCGUCUGGUGCAACGCAACACGAUUGAUUAUCAGUUCGCUACGUAUUGGAACACUUGACUAUCGAAGGGAAGUCACUAUUUGUCAAACGGUCCAAGCAUGCCAAUGUGGAACAAUAAUAUUUUUGAUCAAAGUGACCGCUGCUGAAUUUGAUUCUAUACCACAUUCACUUGCAUUUCGGGCAUCUCCUGGUCAGACCGGGCAACGGGCAGACUUGGCCUGGUGUGAACAGAUGCGGCAGUGGAUGCGGUUCAUCCAGUUUUUUUUGGACAAGCGAGUUGAUUACGGCUACGCGGCGACUGAUGUCGACAAGGUCGAGUUCUAUGAUAUUCUACGUAAACAAAGCGUCAUAGUCUGA